ACAAAGGCAAUAGCGUUUCAAAAUUUGAAGUGUCUUUUCUUCUCUCUCUCUCUCUUUCUGUACGUAGUGAUUAGUAAGGCAUUUAAUAAGGCAUAGGGUCUUGUUUAUUUUCUUUGAUGCUCAGCUCAUUCACUGCACACGAGAAGCUUGUUUCCUUCAGCUCUGCCAUUUCUGGGGUAAUUAAGAAAUGCCACAAGAAACCAACAACAGUUCAUUUUUUACCUCUCCUUGCAAGAACUUGAGAGGACUAAAGUCAUUAAUUUCUCAUAAUGAGGCUUCUUCAUAUAAUGAGGAGAUCAUCAAUGACCAUGAAUUAGCUCAACGAAAAGCUGAAGAAGCAGCAUCAAGGAGGUACCAAGCAGCAGAAUGGCUAAGGCAGAUGGACAAAGGUGCAUCAGCUACUUUACCUAAAGAACCAUCUGAAGAGGAAUUUUGCCUUGCUCUAAGAAAUGGUCUUAUUCUCUGCAAUGUCCUCAAUAAAGUCAAUCCUGGUGCCGUCCUCAAGGUGGUAGAAAAUCCAAUAAUUGCAGUGCAGUCAACAGAAGCAGCAGCACAGUCUGCAAUUCAGUAUUUUGAAAACAUGAGAAACUUUUUGGUGGCUGUUAAAGACAUGAAGCUCUUAACCUUUGAAGCAUCUGACUUAGAGAAGGGAGGCUCAUCAAGUAAGGUUGUGGAUUGCAUUCUUUGUCUGAAAGGGUAUUAUGAGUGGAAGGAAGCUGGAGGAAUUGGGGUAUGGAGAUAUGGAGGCCUUGUGAAGAUUGUUUCUUUUCCAAAGGAGUCUCCAUCUUCCAUAGUUGGUAGUGAAAGUGCUGAUGAAUCCUUCGAUGAAUCCGAAUCAUCACAAUAUGAGCAACUGCUAGACUUUCUUCAUCUUUCUAAUGAGGUUUCAAUUGAAGAAUCCAGAACUGCUAAUGCUUUGGCAUUUCUUUUUGAUCACUUUGGACUUGGACUCCUACAAGCUUACCUUAAAGAGAGUAAUGGGAUUGAAGAACUGCCUUUGAAUGCAAUGGUGAUAGAUGCUUUACUCAGUAAAGUAGUUAAAGAUUUCUCUGCACUACUUGUUUCUCAAGGCACACAGGUUGGACAGAUUUUGAAGAAAAUGCUGAAGGGUGAUAUGGGGUUUCUAUCAAAGUCUGAACUUAUAGAGGCAAUUUCAGAGUAUCUUAGGCAAAGAUCAAAAAUGGUAUCAAGUGAUUUCUCCAAGUUUUGUGUGUGUGGAGGGAAACAAGAACCUGUUCAGCCUUCUGUUAGUCACUCUUCUGCUCAUAUAGAAGUAAUUGAUAUUCAUCAGAGAGAAGUUGAGGAGCUAAGAAUGUGUUAUAAAUUGACAAAAAGAGAAGUGAAACAAAUGCAAGCAAAGUGGGGAGAAGAACUCAAUAGAAUUGAGCACCACAUCAAGGGCCUUGAAGUUGCAAACACUUGUUAUCACAAAGUUUUAGAGGAAAAUAGGCUACUUUACAAUCAAGUCCAAGACCUAAAAGGAACAAUUAGGGUUUAUUGUAGAGUGAGACCUUUUCUACCGGGGCAAUCAAAUGGACAGUCCACUGUGGAUUACAUUGGAGAGAAUGGAAAUAUCAUGAUUGUCAAUCCUCUUAAGCAUGGAAAAGAUGCAAGAAGAAUAUUUUCUUUCAACAAAGUGUUUGGAACAACUGUUACUCAAGAGCAAAUAUAUGGUGAUACACAGCCAUUGAUAAGAUCUGUUCUUGAUGGUUUUAAUGUUUGUAUCUUUGCAUAUGGACAAACUGGAUCAGGCAAGACAUAUACAAUGAGUGGUCCUGAUUUGACCACAGAGAAUACCUGGGGUGUGAACUACAGAGCGCUUAAGGACUUGUUUCAAAUUUCAAAGACAAGGUCAAAUGUCAUAAAAUAUGAAGUUGGAGUUCAAAUGAUUGAAAUCUACAAUGAACAAGUCAGAGACUUACUAGUCAGUGAUGGAUCAAACAGAAGGUUAGAUGUUCGCAAUAAUUCUCAAUUGAAUGGACUAAAUGUGCCUGAUGCAAGUUGGGUUCCAGUUUCAAGUACUCAGGAUGUUCUUGAUCUAAUGAGGAUUGGCCAAAGAAAUCGCGCUGUUGGUGCAACUGCUCUAAAUGAACGAAGCAGCCGGUCACAUAGUGUUUUGACAGUUCAUGUCCAUGGAAAAGAGUUAGUCUCUGGAUCCAUACUUAGAGGUUGCUUGCAUUUAGUGGAUUUGGCUGGAAGUGAAAGAGUAGAUAAAUCUGAAGCAGUAGGUGAAAGAUUAAGAGAAGCUCAACAUAUUAACCGGUCUCUCUCAGCACUUGGAGAUGUUAUUUCUGCUCUUGCACAGAAGAGCGCUCAUGUUCCAUAUCGAAAUAGCAAGCUUACACAAGUCCUACAAGAUUCUUUAGGUGGACAAGCUAAAACAUUGAUGUUUGUGCACAUAAACCCUGAAGUUAAUGCUGUUGGGGAGACUAUUAGUACACUCAAAUUUGCAGAGAGAGUUGCUUCAAUAGAACUUGGAGCAGCUCGAUCGAACAAAGAGACUGGCGAAAUUCGAGAACUUAAAGAAGAGAUAUCAAAUCUUAAAGAAAUGUUAGAGAAAAAGGAAGCUGAGCUAGAGCAAAUAAAAGCAGGAAAUUCUAAAACCACAGCAGAAUCUCAAAGACCAAGAGCUGUUUCUCCAUUUUACAUGCCAAGAUAUGGUACAAGUGCAAAUAUAAAAACUGAAACAUGUCAACGACCAAAUGAUGAGGUUAAAAACUCCGAGCCUAGAAGCUGUUCUUCAGGUAAGCAAAGAAGGUCAAGAUUUCCUUCAGCACUCACAGAGAAAGAAACAUUAGCAAGAAAUGCUUCUGGAAUUGAAGAAAGACCAACAAGUUGUUCAAAGCCACGCUCGCCCUCUCCUCCAGUUAAACGGUCACUCUCCUCGGAUAGAGGAUCAGUAAUUAAGAGCAGAGUCAAGGCUGAGACAAUGGAGAGUCAUUUAGUUGCAAAAGUACCAUUUCCUGCUAGAGUACCUGUCAAUAAAUCCAUUCCUGCAAUGCCAAUAACUCUAUCAACUAAUGCUAAUACACAAGUACCUUACACCAGUCAACGAGACGCCGUGAAGCAGGAAAACAUUUCUGAUACAUUAUUGAACCUUCAAAAGAUUAGUUCCAGGAAAGUAUAUCCUGAAAAUGAAGAAGACCAAUUUAGGCAAGCUCUUAAUGUAAGACAGGGCGGUAUCAGAAAAAGUAAAAUUGAAACUAAGGUUAAGGCAAAGAAUCAAUUGCCUGGAAAACUUCAGAAAUUUGAUGUAGGAAUUACAACUCUUUCUGUUUCUGAUAUUGAUGCUGUUGAAAAAAUUGAAGAGCCAAGAAAGAGUGACUUUUCAGAAACAGAAAAUGACCAUUUGCUUUCUGAGUCUCCAUUACUAGGUGCUUUGAAGGUAAAGAAGGUUCAAAAAAGCUUUUCAAGGAGCUCUCAGAAUGUUGAACCGAGAGGAGCCGUGCAAGCUGUGGAGAAACUUGAAAACAAACUUUCAAAUAAUGCCAUUCGGAAUGCGAAGGAAAGCGGCAACACAUCUAUGCCUGAAUUCAGGAGAAGCCGAUCCACUCCUCGUGGAAAGUUUUUCAUCCUGCCUUGAGAAUUCAUCAAAGUAUAUAUCUACAUCUUU
Messenger RNA from Jatropha curcas, 3613 nucleotides. Lineage: Eukaryota; Viridiplantae; Streptophyta; Magnoliopsida; Malpighiales; Euphorbiaceae. The record is from RefSeq and is a predicted model, not a curated record.